AUUAUCAUAUUUGUGACUAAGAAUUUAUUGAUCAUAUAAUUUUAUGAUAAAUCACACUUAAUUAAAGUUUAGUGAUGGCGAGAUUAGAUAUCAACUAAAUAUACCAUAAACCCCGCCCACGAGACCGACGAAUAUGACAUUGCAACCCAAAUUAACUAGCGAGCAGCGACACUGACAACCUCCCUACUUUGACUAGUCUCAGCCUGCGGGAUGAGCCAAGAACCAGCCGCCGCCGCCGCCAUGACGUUGCCGCCGGCCCAGCCGCGCCCGCACGUCUUGCUCGUCGCCGCCCCGUUCCAGAGCCACGUCAACCCGCUCCUCCGCUUCGGCCGGCGCCUCGCCGCCAAGGGCCUGCUCGUCACCUUCACCACAGCUCUCCAUGCCGGCAUCCGCCUCUGCCCCGGGGACGGCGACGACGCGGGAGCAGGGCGCGGGAGCCUUCGGGUCGAGCUGCUGCGCGGGGGCGGUAUGUGGGCGCCCGACGACCCACGGUUCCGCGUCGCCGUCGAAAUGGCGCGCCACGUCGAGGCCGCGGGGCCGGCGGCGCUCGAGGAGCUCGUCCGUCGGGAGACCGAGGCCGGGCGGCCCGUCACGUGCGUGGUGGCCAACGCCUUCGUGCCGUGGGCGCUGCGUGUCGCCGGCGAGAUGGGGCUCCCGUGCGGCAUGCUGUGGAUCCAGUCAUGUGCCCUCCUGUCCGUGUACUACCACCACGUCCACGCGCUCGCGGCGUUCCCCGAGGCCGACGAGCCAGGCUCCGUGACGCUGACGGGGCUCCCGGAGCUGGAGGCCGACGAGCUCCGGCCGCUCCUGAUCUACCCUUCCGGCCAGGACUUGUGGCGCCAGAUGCUCGUCGCGGACCUCGGCAGCGCCAGAGAGAGGAUGUCGUGGGUCUUCGUGAACACCUUCAACGAGCUCGAGCACGCGGCCGUCGAGGGACUUCGCGAGCACUUGCCUGUUAAACCGGUCGGCCCACUCCUCGAGCCAGACGAUGCCGACAACGGUGAAUCCUCCACGGCUGCCGGCGACGACGGUUACGCCGCGUGGCUUCACGCGCACCCGCCGCGGUCAGUGGUGUUCGUGGCGUUCGGGAGCCUCGUGAACAAUGAAUCGGACGAGGUGACCGAGAUAGCGGCAGGGCUGGCCAGAACCGGCCACCCGUUCCUUUGGGUGGUGCGCGACAACAACCGCGCGCUCCUCUCCGCGGACGCCCUCGACGCCCUCGCGGCCGCCUGCGGCCGAGGGGGCAAGGUGGUGCCGUGGUGCGCGCAGGGGCGCGUGCUCGCGCACGGCGCCGUGGGCUGCUUCGUGACGCAUUGCGGGUGGAACUCCACCGCCGAGGCGCUCGCCGCGGGCGUGCCGGUCGUGGUCUCCCCGAGGUGGUCGGACCAGCACAUCAACGCUAGGUUCCUGGUCGACGUGCACCGUGUCGGCGUCCGCGCCCCAGCGCCCUUGACGAAGGACGCGCUGCAUGAGCGCGUCGAGGAGGUGAUGAGCGGGCCGGAGGCCGAGGCGAUGGCGCUACGAGCCGCGAGGUGGAAGGAGAAGGCGCGCGCGGCGGUGUGCGACGGUGGCUCGUCCGACUGCGACGUCCAGGCGUUCGUCGACCAGAUAAGUCUCGCGGGAGCCGGCCGCUGACUUGCUCAGUCAGAUUACGCACGUCGCCGUGGCGGUUUGGCGCUUCGCGGCGAGUGGGGGCACGCAGCUCCCACUGCAUGGCUAUCCUGCAGAAGAAUGAACGAACGAAUAGUCGCAAUUUGCAUGGUUGUGUCGCUUGGCCCCAGGAAACGAACGAAUUGUUUCAUUAUUUGUUUGUACAUCAUGCAUGUUGGAAAGCAAGGGAUCGAUCUG
Phragmites australis (common reed) is the source of this 1848-nucleotide messenger RNA. Its product is annotated as gallate 1-beta-glucosyltransferase-like. Gene Ontology annotation, molecular function: UDP-glycosyltransferase activity. The transcript has a single exon. NCBI's taxonomy places the organism in Eukaryota, Viridiplantae, Streptophyta, Magnoliopsida, Poales, Poaceae. Bases 211 to 1635 code for a protein of 474 amino acids. The record is from RefSeq and is a predicted model, not a curated record.